This is a messenger RNA of Drosophila grimshawi, 576 nucleotides long. RefSeq names its product bolA-like protein DDB_G0274169. NCBI's taxonomy places the organism in Eukaryota, Metazoa, Arthropoda, Insecta, Diptera, Drosophilidae. The transcript is spliced from 2 exons. The record is from RefSeq and is a predicted model, not a curated record. Bases 44 to 493 code for a protein of 149 amino acids. Gene Ontology annotation, cellular component: mitochondrion.
AUGUAAUUGUGAAACAGCUGAUCUGAGCGUGAGAAGUGGAAACAUGUUUAGUUUAACUUUGCGUCAUUCCGUCAAAGUUAGCGCACAAAAGGUGAAUCAACUGCUGUGCACCAGCGGCACAUACGUCUAUAGAAAUAGCCGAGCAACGAUGUCACAGGAGCCACAAUAUCCGCCGAUAGAGACGGCGAUGAGAAAAGCGCUAACAACUCAGCUAAAACCCAUUUUCCUCGAUGUCAGCAACGAGUCGCCGAUGCACAAUACACCCAAACAGGCCGAGUCCCAUUUCCGGGUGCUUGUCGUCUCCGAGAAGUUCAACGAUCUGACGCUGAUCAAGCGCCAUCGACUGGUCAAUGACACCAUAAAGAAUGCAUUGCAGGAAGCAGGAUUCGAGUUUAUGCACGCUCUCUCCAUUGAGGCGAAGACGCCUAAGCAAUGGCAACCGGAGCAGGAGCCGGAGAAGAGUCCACCCUGCUUGGGUGGCUUUGGCAAGUGAUGAAAUGCUGGUGCUGAAGAUGGAUAAGUCAACUUUAUGUAAAAAAAUUGAAAGGGAAAACAAAAAUUAUAUACAAAGAUUAA